GUAUGCUCCACAGCCAUGUCGGUAGCUCUCAAGAACCUACUCAAUCUAAUCACCACCUCGGCCAGCCAUGUCGCCUUCAAUCCAAUCAUAACAGCCACCCUCCUCUGGGCACUGACAAAAGGCCCUCUGCAGCUCCGCGCCCACCUUACCAACAGCAUCGCCGCUCUCCGCGAUCCUGCGCGCUACGCCCUGGUUGUAAAAGCGCUGAAAGUAUGCCUUGCUUUUGGCACAGUGCGGGUUUUCAACAAGCAGCUGAACCAUAUCGCCUUGAAUGCAGGAAGGCUCCGCAGCGACAGAGCAAGGUGGAACUGGACCCGCGAGGUGGCCGUCAUCACGGGCGGCUGCUCGGGAAUUGGAGAGCUGACAGUCCAGAGACUGGUCAACAAGGGCAUCAAAGUCGCCAUACUCGACAUUAAACAAUUGCCCCCGAGUCUGCAGGGCGUUCCAAACAUUAGCUUCUAUGCCUGCGACAUCACAAACCCAAAGGCCGUUUACUCGACUGCAGACCAAAUCAAGGAAACCCUUGGCGCCCCUACUAUCCUCAUCAACAAUGCAGGCGUCUUGGCCAUGCAUACCAUUCUCAAUGCUCCUGAUGACUUUCUCCGCACCGUCUUUGACGUCAAUGUGCUCAGCAACUGGUAUACCACCAAGGCCUUCCUACCAGACAUGCUGCGGAACAACAAGGGCCACAUUGUCACAAUCGCCAGUACCGCAAGCUUUGUCGGUGUUGCAGGCAUGGGUGAUUACACAGCGACCAAGGCGGCCAUUUUGGCGUUUCACGAAUCGCUCAACCAAGAGCUCAAGCACCAUUACAACAGUCCAAAGGUGCUCACCACAUCAAUCCACCCAAAUUGGGUGCGCACACCGCUCCUGAGACCCGUCGAGGACGAGCUCAACAAGCACCGCGUCGAAAUCAUCGAGCCCUCUGUUGUUGCUGAUGCCGUUAUCGAGAGCAUCACGAGGUGCAGCGGCGGACAGAUCAUGCUGCCAAGCAGCGCCUCCAAGGCGAGCCUUGUGAGAGCGCUACCAAAUUGGAUCCAGGAGAGUGUCAGAGGCGAUGUGAGCAAAAUGCUCCGCAACACGGUGCAGUAGCUGCGGUAAAACAUGCAUUUCAGUCUCGGCCUCUAGCUAGUUAUACAUGCCAAUAAU
Molecule: messenger RNA, 1149 nt
Organism: Exserohilum turcica Et28A
Lineage: Eukaryota; Fungi; Ascomycota; Dothideomycetes; Pleosporales; Pleosporaceae
Exons: 3
Coding region: 16-1092 (358 amino acids)
Molecular function (GO): oxidoreductase activity, acting on the CH-OH group of donors, NAD or NADP as acceptor
Source: RefSeq, a predicted model, not a curated record